Canis lupus familiaris (dog) is the source of this 963-nucleotide messenger RNA. It is a transcript of the gene OR8B3, whose product is annotated as olfactory receptor family 8 subfamily B member 3. NCBI's taxonomy places the organism in Eukaryota, Metazoa, Chordata, Mammalia, Carnivora, Canidae. Gene Ontology annotation, molecular function: odorant binding; G protein-coupled receptor activity; olfactory receptor activity. The coding region runs from base 1 to 963 and encodes 320 amino acids. Gene Ontology annotation, cellular component: membrane. The record is from RefSeq and is a predicted model, not a curated record. The transcript has 2 exons. Gene Ontology annotation, biological process: sensory perception of smell; G protein-coupled receptor signaling pathway.
AUGCCUCUCUUAAGAAUUGCAGUAGGAAAUGACUCCUUAGUGACUGAAUUCCUUCUUGCUGGAUUAACAGACCGCCCUGAGCUCCAGCAACCUCUCUUCUUCCUGUUUCUGAUGAUCUACAUCGUCACCAUGGUGGGCAACCUUGGCUUGAUCAUCCUCAUCGGUCUCAAUUCUCACCUCCACACCCCCAUGUACUAUUUCCUCUUCAAUCUAUCCUUCAUUGAUCUCUGUUACUCUUCUGUUUUUACCCCCAAGAUGCUGAUGAACUUUGUAUCAAAGGACAAUAUCAUCUCCUAUGUUGGGUGCAUGACUCAACUGUUCUUCUUUCUCUUUUUUGUCAUCUCAGAAUGCUACAUGUUGACCUCAAUGGCCUAUGACCGCUAUGUGGCCAUCUGUAAUCCAUUGUUGUAUAAGGUCACCAUGUCCCAUCAGGUCUGUUCCUUGCUAACUGUUGCUGCAUAUAUGAUGGGAUUUGCCAGAGCCUCUGCCCACACGGGGUGCAUGCUUAGACUAACGUUCUGCAAUGUCAAUAUCAUCAACCAUUACCUGUGUGACAUCCUUCCUCUCCUCCAACUCUCUUGCACCAGCACCUAUGUCAAUGAGGUAGUAGUUCUGAUAGUCGUGGGAAUUAAUAUCACAGUACCCAGUUUUACCAUCCUGAUUUCUUACGUCUUCAUCCUCACUAGCAUUCUUCAUAUCAAAUCUGCUCAAGGAAGAUCAAAAGCCUUCAGUACUUGUAGCUCUCACGUCAUUGCUCUGUGUCUUUUUUUUGGAUCAGCAGCAUUCAUGUAUCUUAAAUAUUCUUCUCCUGGAUCUAUGGAGCAGGGAAAAAUUUCUUCAGUGUUCUAUACUAAUGUGGGACCCAUGCUCAAUCCCCUGAUCUACAGUUUGAGGAAUAAGGAUGUCAAAAUUGCACUGCGGAAAGCUCUGAUUAGAAUAUGGAAGAGAAACAUUAGAUUCUAG